Molecule: messenger RNA, 2069 nt
Organism: Salvia hispanica
Lineage: Eukaryota; Viridiplantae; Streptophyta; Magnoliopsida; Lamiales; Lamiaceae
Product: protein NLP2-like
Molecular function (GO): DNA-binding transcription factor activity; protein binding
Source: RefSeq, a predicted model, not a curated record
UGCAUCAUCCACACGCAGGAAUGCAAUGUUGGAGGAUCGCUUGCACUCCCAGUGUUGGAGCAUGGCAGUGGUAUUUGCUUGGGGGUGCUUGAGAUUGUCACUACUCAUCAGAAACUCGAUUUUCACCCUGAGCUACAAAACGUCUGCAAAGCUUUGGAGGCUGUUGAUUUGAAGAGCUCCAACAUUUUGAGUCCGUAUAAUAUUGUGGAGCACGACGACUCCUACCAGGCCACUCUGGCAGAGAUCAGAAAUGCCAUGAAAUUCGCAUGCAAUGCAUACAAACUGCCCUUGGCACAGGUGUGGGCGUCAUGCCUUCACCAGCACAGAGGUGGUUGCCGCCAUUCUGAUGAGAACUACGCGCACUGUGUCUCAACCAUCGACUCAGCCUGCUACAUUGCUGAUGCACGAGUUAAUCGCUUUCAUGAGGCAUGUUCACAUCACCACUUGCUGAAAGGUCAAGGUGUUGCUGGGAAAGCAUUCCUCACCAAUCAGUCAUGUUUUGCUGAGGACAUAACAGCUUUUAGCAAAACGGAAUAUCCUCUUGCGCAUCAUGCAAGGGUGUUUGAUUUGUGUGCUUGUGCAGCUGUACGCCUGCGAAGUAUAUGCAACGAGACCAGUGAUUUUGUGUUGGAGUUCUUCCUGCCACUGGAUUGCAAAGGUGCUCGAGAUCAGAUGCUUAUGCUGCACUCCUUCUCCUCUGUUAUACAAGAAAUGUGCCGGAGUUUGAGAGUGAUCACAGAUGAAGAGUUGAUUCGAGAAACUUCAGGCAGCACCUCAGCUGGUAAACAAGAGGACGAGAAGCAACAACACAAGUUACUUUCUCCUGCCAAGAAUUCCUCACAUGAAGGAGCAAGUUUAGAACAGAGCCAAUUUCAGCAGGAUUCUGGACCAAGAACGAGUGUUGAGUCCUUCACUUUUGGGAAUAAUUCUUAUGGUGCUAAAGCAAACAUAAGGAAACAGAAACGGAGUGACAAGAUUAUUAGCUUGGAAGUUAUUCGGCAACAUUUUGCUGGGAGCUUAAAAGAAGCAGCUAAAAGCAUUGGAGUAUGCCCCACUACCUUGAAAAGAAUAUGCAGAUAUCAUGGGAUCACACGAUGGCCUUCACGAAAGAUCAAGAAAGUUGGCCACUCGUUGAGGAAGCUUCAACUCGUGAUUGAUUCAGUCCAGGAUGGUGAGGGUCCCAUUCAACUCAGUUCCUUCUACAGCAAUUUCCCACAACUUGUGUCGCCAAAUGUAGCAGGAACUAGUAAUCACUUGUCGACUAUAAAGACGAGUGGUGAUUUCCUGCAGGAGAAGAAUCCAGCUGAAGGGAACUUGUUGACUGCUGCUACCACUUCUUCCUCUGGCAGUCAAACCUCCAGUUCUAGUUACUGUUGUUCUACUGGUUCGAAGCAAUCAGCUUUCCACGUCAAUGGAUUUAUGCCUGUAGAUGCUUUAUCCACGGAACAGAAUGGAGGGGUGUUGAAGAAAGCAAGGAGUGACGCGGAAUUGCAUGGGAAAGGCCAAGAGAAAACUAAGCUUAUGAUCAGAUCAUAUAGCAACAAGCUUCUAUGUGAAGACCCUGUUGCUAUUGGAGCUUCAGCUAUGCCAGUGGAUAGCAACCGGGAAAAUGACGAGGCUGCUUUUAGAGUAAGAGUUUCAUUUGGGGAAGAAAAGAUCCGGCUCAGCCUGCAACCACACUGGAACUUUAAGCAUCUACGAGAAGAGGUCUUGGCGCGCUUCAACAUAGAGAAUGUGGCUGGUGUUAACUUGAAAUAUCUUGAUGAUGAUGCUGAGUGGGUGCUUCUUACUUGUGAUGAUGAUCUUGAAGAAUGUAGGGAUAUACACAGAUCUUCGAAGAACCCAACUAUUAAGCUGUCUGUAAUUCGGAUCUGUCCUCCCAAUCUUGGAAGUUCAUUCGGUAGCGAUGGGCCAUACUAGAGUGGCUGUUGCCACGCAUCAAGGUUGUUUGAUGUUUUUUAUGGAAACCAUAUGUUUGUUUGUUUGAUUUGAAACACCAACUUGUGUAACAUAAUGUGCAGAAUGCUAUAGACAAGACAAAAAUAAAUGUUUAUUUCCAAGUUCCUACU